GUCUGGAAUGGGUCUCACUAGGCUAAAACCAAGGUGUCAGCAGGGCUUGAUCCCUCUGGAGGCUCCUGGAGAGAUUCUUUCCUUGCCCUUUUCACCUUCUGGAGGCUGCCUGCAUCCCGUGGCUCCUGACCCCUUCCUCCCAUCUUCAAAGCCGGCAGUUACCGCUAAACCCUGUCUCAUGUCUCAUCACUCUGACACUGAGUCUCCUGCCUCCUCCUCCUCCAUAUGAGACACUGGUGAUUCCAUGGGACCCGCCAGAUGACCCAGGAAAUCUCCCCACCUCCGGGGCAGCUGAUUAGCCACUUUCGUUCCAUCUGCAUCAGUUCCUCUUUGCCACGUAAUUGAGCAGAUCCACUCGUUCCAGGGAUUAGGAUGUGGACAUCUUUGGGGCCGUUGUUCUGCCACCCACACGCACCCUAGUGCUCUUGUCCCUGGGCAGUUUCGUCCUCCCAUGCGGACAGUAAGGAUUACGGGACUGGUACAGACUUUGUCUCGUCGUGGUAAGCAUUUCUGGUUCUAGAGAGCAUUCCUAAUUCAAAGGUAGAGGAGAGUGUGCGCAAAGCAGCAGCAAACUUUGACCCGUCCAUCCUGUUUCUGCUCCUCAGCAGCCCUGUUUGUCAUCAGAUUACCAGAACAAAGAACAUCUUCAGUCGGGAGGCUGUGUUAUUGCUCCCAAUUCUUAGGAAUGUUUCUGUACUUUCUUUGAGAGUGAGGAGAAUUUUUCCUGGUUUCAGGUAACGGAAGCGUCCCUGAACAAUGGUGCUCGAUAGGAAAAAGGAGUUCACUGUUCUAGAUGGAGAUGUUGGCAUGACAUGAUUUGGGAAUUAUUUUCCCAGACCUCUGCCUUUUCCUCGAGUCACACGAUGGACAUCUCCUUGUGUGGAGGAAGCAGGCUAGGUGCUAUUUCUCUUCCACAGACUCAUGGUCACCUCACCCGAUUUCAGCCUGGAGCAGCGAGACUGAAGGAAACAGUCCCUGUGAGACUUGGUGGCACUUGGAGUAAAUGGGACUCUCAGGACGGUUUGACAUUUCCCAGUGACCUGACUGUAGAGGAGCGUCAGGAACUGGAGAACAUCCGGCGGAGAAAGCAGGAGCUACUGGCCGACAUUCAGAGGCUCAAGGAUGAGAUAGCAGAAGUAGCUAAUGAAAUUGAAAACCUCGGGUCCACAGAGGAAAGGAAAAACAUGCAGAGGAACAAACAGGUAGCCAUGGGCAGGAAAAAGUUUAACAUGGACCCUAAAAAGGGGAUACAGUUCUUAAUAGAGAAUGACCUGCUGAAGAAUACUUGUGAGGACAUUGCCCAGUUCUUGUAUAAAGGGGAAGGCCUCAACAAAACCGCCAUUGGUGACUACCUGGGGGAGAGAGACGAGUUUAAUAUCCAGGUUCUUCAUGCAUUUGUGGAGUUACAUGAGUUCACUGACCUUAACCUUGUCCAGGCGCUACGUUUAGAAGGCCCUUUAAUCCCCUGCCCUAGAAUAAGAAGUCAGUAGCUGUUCACUUCAUCUCAGAAGGAGAG
This is a messenger RNA of Leptonychotes weddellii (Weddell seal), 1516 nucleotides long. Lineage: Eukaryota; Metazoa; Chordata; Mammalia; Carnivora; Phocidae. The record is from RefSeq and is a predicted model, not a curated record.